GCAAAUAAUGUCAACAGUGCUAGUAAAUGGUUACUGCUGAAGUAAAUAUGCCCUUUGGUCUUUACAGGAACACACAUGAACCAUUUCUGUCUAUCUGUGCUGCAUGUUCAGUCAUCCUGUUGUCGCCCCAUCAUCCAUUUGACUGUCUCUGAGGUCGUAAUCAUGUCUGCACCAUUUUGGUUUACUUUAUUGACUCUCUCUUUUCUCAAUGCUGCUUCUGAUCCAGAUUGUGAAGAGCUAACAAAACCGCUGCAGGAUCAAACCACGCUUAUGGGAAAAUGGAUUUUACAUGCUGCAACAUCGGACAACGAGCAGUUCCUGAAGGAAAUUAAAACCAUCAGGAACACCUGGAUUGAGAUGCUAUUUGUGUCUGACGAUGAUGUGUUCACCAUGCGCUGGGGAGAAAAAAGGAAUGACAAAUGUUAUCAUGGACAACUUAAUGCCACCUUCUUCACAGGGAACUCCAGCAGGAUAUCAUUUCACUUUAACUCCUCCCACCAUGAACACGUUGGGACUCACCUGGAGUCCUGCCCCGACUGUAUCCUGUGGGCCGACCAGCUACAGGUGAUAACAGACAGCAAACAAACCACUACAGGCAGAAGCCUUUACCUCUUCACAAAGUCUGGGAAAGUGGAGACAUCUCACAUGGAAGGUUUUAAGAAACAGGCCGAGUGUCUAAACUUUCCUCCAGAGUUUCAUUUUGGAGAAAGCACGGAUCUGUGUCCUGUGGAGGAUGCUGACCCAAAAGCAGAAGAACAAUAGAAAAAAACAAGAUAGUUUAAAAACAAACAUCAACUUCAUAAAAUAUGAUGAACACCUCCCAAAGGUUGUGUUUUAUAACUUGGGCAAAGAUCUG
Thalassophryne amazonica is the source of this 856-nucleotide messenger RNA. RefSeq lists its product as uncharacterized. The record is from RefSeq and is a predicted model, not a curated record. The transcript is spliced from 6 exons. Lineage: Eukaryota; Metazoa; Chordata; Actinopteri; Batrachoidiformes; Batrachoididae. Bases 76 to 762 code for a protein of 228 amino acids.